Limulus polyphemus (Atlantic horseshoe crab) is the source of this 2946-nucleotide messenger RNA. Its product is annotated as golgin subfamily A member 6-like protein 6. The record is from RefSeq and is a predicted model, not a curated record. The annotation marks the transcript as partial. Lineage: Eukaryota; Metazoa; Arthropoda; Merostomata; Xiphosura; Limulidae. The transcript is spliced from 6 exons.
AUGAUGCAAGAACCAAGUUUUGAUGGAGAAGUGUUUGAUGAGACUGCUAAUUCUUUCAAGGAAUUGAAGUUUGAGAAACAAACAGCUUUUCUGGAUCUGUCUGAAAGAGAGAAAAUAAAAAAUUUGGAUGGUGCGUCAGAAGAAACUCUUAUGGUGUUUAAUAUGCUGCAAGAACCAAGUUUUGAUGGAGAAGUGUUUGAUGAGACUGUUAACUCUUUCUUCUGUAGAAAUAACCUUGCUGGUUUUAAGGAAACAUCAGAAGCUGAGAAAAUGGAAGAAACCUCGACUGACAGGACGUCAAAAGCAUUAGAGGCAAUCUCGGAUAAUGAGUAUUUAGUUCUUAGGUCUGGUUCUUGUGAAGAAACAGUCGUAAAUCAGAAACCUGGUCAGGACUCGGGUGCCGAAUCCAACAACAAAGCUGUGUUAAUCUGUGUAACACCAGUUGCCGGACACGACAUUAAAGAACGCUGUGCAGGUUUAGAAUGUGCACACGAGUCUGAAGUGGAACUUUGUACAGUGUAUAAUGAUAUAUCACCUCAGGUGUUCGAGACAAUUUACGUAUCUCUGUCCUCUCUACAAGUUCUUCCUGUUUAUGGUUUUGUUGAAGCUGUUUGUAAUGAAGAAAAAACGAAAACUGAACAAGUAAAACAAAGUGAUGAUCAGAAAGAGACUCCAGAUGAAGCUUGUAGCUUCGAAAGUGAACAAAGAGAAGGAAAUCUGGAGACAUACCAAUAUCGUACUGAAGACACUAACAAUUAUCAGCAAGAACUGAAUAAUCUCAAUUCAAUGCUUGAACAAAAAACUAAAGAACUAGUUAAACUUGAGAAAGAUUUCAAAGGGCAGGAAAAUGAACUUUGGAGUAGGGUGAAAGAAAUGGAGUUACUUCUUGAGACAGCUGAAAAUUCUAAAGUUGGGAUGGAAGCAACUGUUGUGGAAUUGGAACACAAAUUGACUUCGAAAGAAAAUGAAUUUGCUGAACAAAUUCAAAACAUGGAAGAGCAGCUGUCGUUUGACAAUUGUGUAAUUAGUAACCUGAAAAAGGACGUCAGUGUCGUACAAGAAGAACUUCUUACAGUGAAAGAAAAGAGUAAUCAAAUAGUAAAACAACUUAAGGAACAAAUGGAGAAUCUAAACGACAGUGAGAUAAAUAAAUGUCAAGAUGAUAGUGGUAACUCCAGACCAUUUUUAUUUGAAAUUGAAGAUCCUGUUAGUCUGCUGGAAACAUUUUUCAAACUAGUGGUAGCUAGAGAGGCUAGGUCGAUUGAAGGAUUGAAUGGUGAGCUAGAGAAAUGUAAAAAAGAAUUAGAUAAUAAAUUUCAAGAACAAGCGGAACAGGAAAGGAAGGGAGAAGAAUUGGUUAACGAAAUUAAUUUAGUGAAGGCUUUGCUAGAAGAGAAAGAAGUAUCUCUUGCUUUACUUACAGAAGAGAAAGAAGAGGAGAGAAUAAAAAAUAUAGAAGAGUUGGAAAGAAAAUGGCAAGAUGAAGUAGAGUCAAUACAGAAAAAACAAGAAGAAACACUAGAAUUACUGAAGAUAGAACAUGAAAGUGAGAAGGAGUUAAUUAAAGAAAACUUGUACGGAAACUAUGAAAUGCAGAUUACAGAAUUAAGAAAAGAAAUUGAAAGAAAAAAUUGGGAAUUUGAACAUUUAGUGUCAGAACAAGAAUGCGAGUUGAAAAAGCUGAAUGAGAAAGAGAUGAAUGAACUGAAAAGGAAAAUUAUUGAAGAAAAUGAAAACCAAAUAACUAUUUUGCAAAAGGAUAUUAAAGAUAAAGAAAUAGAACUUGAACUUUUAAAGACAACACACGAAGAAAAACUACAGCCUUUUCAUCGUUUAACUUCUUUACAGGAAAAGAGAGAAUUGAAAAUCAAAUUAUCAGAAGAGAAUGAAAACCAAAUAUUUUCUUAUCGUAAGGAGAUAAAAGAAAAGAUCGAAGAAAUUAUGUUUUUAAAGAUAAAACAUGAAGAAGAAAUAGAAAGAAUCAGACAUGGAAUGGAAAAUGAAAAAAAAUCUUUGAAUGAUGAAUACAGUUUGGAAAUUUCACAGUUAAAAGAACAGAUUAGAAAACAAAAUGAGGAGCUUCAGAGCGUGAUGUUGCAGAAUGAGCAGGAAAUAAAGAAGACGAACGACCAGAAAGGAAACGAGACGAGUGAUCUUGAUUCUGAGGAUAAUAAAAGCAAAAUAGAUGCUCUGUGUAGAGAAAUUGAAGAAAAGGUAAAAGAACUUAAUCACUUAAAAAUGAAACAUAACGAAGAACUCCAAACUAUGAGACAGAAAAUGCAAACUGAUAAAGCGGCUAUGCUAAAUGGACUACUCAGAGAAAAUCAAAAGUACGUGGACCAGUUUAAAAAAAAUAUGAAUGAGAAGAUUAAAGAAUCUGUGAAAAUGGAGGUUCAAGCAGCUAAAGAAAGUGCUUGGAAUCAAUACUGUAAUGAAAUUAAAGAAAAAGACAAGAUUCUAAAACAGUUGCAGGAAGAGAUAGAAGCAUACAAGACCCAUCUUAAAGACGUGAACACCAAGUUGGUUCCAAACUUUGGAGGAGCUGGAAACAUCCCGCCAGACACAACCCAGUUGUCUAACUUAAAAGAACUAGAAGAGGCAAGAAAAGAUUUAGUGAAGUUAAACGAGGAAGUAUCGGCUUUAAAUUCAGAAAAAGAAGCCCUGGAGUCUCAGGUACAAGAGUGGAAAUCCCAGUAUGAGUAUAUGGAUCAACAACGUUUGAUAAUGAGUGGCUUUUUAACACAAUACAGGGAAAAAUCGGAAAAACAGAGCCAAACGAAGGUGGAAACCGACCCUUCAUUAGUUCUCGGAGAGAUUUCUGGGAACAAGAGUAACUUGACAGACCAGAGUAAUGCCGUCCAGUUAGAACUCACAGAAACAAAGCAGUUAUUGAACCAACUCAGAGAAAAACUUGAACAGAAAGAUAAAGAAGAGAUUCAAAAAGAG